AUAUUGUCAGUAGUUUAGCAAAGUUGCUCAUUGUGCCAGUAUCUAACUUGAUAUUGUGCUUAUCAUUCACAUUUCGAUCAUGUCUCCCACCCAUGAAAAAACGGACCCAUCGACCAGCCCCACCGACUUACCCACAACGAACUGCAAUGACCUAAUUACUAACGAGUUUUUGCAAAAUGCCCUAAAAAUGGAGGCGAAGGGAGGUUCUGUUUCGGAAAUUAUUUCCUAUCUUGCCACCCCUGGAUCGAAACUGGGGGAUAAUUAUGCAAGUAUCAUUUACUCUGUUGAUGUCAACUUAUCGGACGGAACUAAGCGUCACCUUCUAAUCAAAUGCUAUCCGAACCACCCCUCCCGACAAGAACUGACCAACAAGAUGAACUUGUUUUUCAAAGAGUGUGAAGUGUAUUCAAAAUGGAUGCCGGCAUUGAGUCGAAUGCAAAAAGAAGUUUUUGGUCUGGAUAAGGAGGAAGCUGUCAAGUUGCCCUAUGCGAAAUUCGUGUAUGGCGAAUGCAUCGAUUUUCAGUCGGAGGAAGGUGAGGCUCGAAAGUCCGGACUGAUCAGCUCACUCGAUAACUUUCUUAUUAUGGAAGACCUCCGAAAAACGUACGGUUUUCGAAUGACCGACCGUCGCCAACCACUCGACCUUGACCACAUGAAACUCGUCAUCUCUGCCUUGGCCAAAGUGCAUUCGGUGAGUUGGGCGUAUCGGAAUCACGUGGAGGAAAAUAUUACACAGAAAUUUCCUUGCUUUGUGACCAACAUGUCGGAAGAAGACGUUGCAAUUUUUAGCAAUGUCGUCCGCUCUAAUUUGGAACAAGCGAAGGGGAUUUAUGACAAAGAGUUUGGCCCUAAAAAUGCCUAUACUGCUGUAGCAGACAAGUUUUCUGGCAUGAUUGACAGGAUAUCUAGCAUGUUUACGGGAAGUGGUACGGCGGAAGGAUUUGAGAAACUUAUGCGUGUAACGUCCUCAGAUAAGUUUGGAAGAGAUGCAGAAAAUCCAGAACCUUGGCGGAUCAUAAGUCACGGUGACGUCUGGAGUAACAAUAUGCUAUUCCGAUACGACCCCGGGACCGGAAAACCCGUGGAAGUAAUUCUUAUCGACCUCCAGAAGCCAGGCGAAGCUUGUGUUAUGACCGACCUCCAGUACAUCUUCUAUCUUAGCACGACCCUAGAAUUCCGACGGAAAUACCUCGACGACCUCCUCCAGCUUUACCACGACACGUUCAACGGCGUUUGUGCAAAAUUGAGGACACCAACGCUACCCGGAUUUUGCAUGGAUUCACUCCGAUUUCGGUUCCACCGAGCAAAGCUGUUUGGCUACUACAUGGCCAUGAUGGGUAUCCCUAUGAUACUCAAGGAGGGCGAAGCGACCGACUGGGAGGACAUGGAAGGCGACAAAGAUGUCAAGAAGGCAUUCAUCGAGUUGUGUUCGGGGGCUGGGACGAAUAACACGGUUAAGGAGAGGCUUAUCGAAGUCACGAGGGAAAUGAUGGAGGAUGGGAUAUUUUAGCGAGAUAAGUAGGUGAAUGAUAAAUAUCCAUUGUUAUCACCAAGCGUGUGAUAAACAUAAAUUGAAAAAACUUGAAAUUACACUAUGUACAUAUAACGUACAAUUUCGAUACUAUUAAAAAUCCGGUAGAGUUACAUAUCUAUACUCCCGACCGGUAUUGAGUUGGUAAUAACUUCCUACCGGAUUGGUAUUAAUUAAUUUGUUCCUGAACCCUUAAAAUUCUAGCUGUUUUAUAUUAUAAAUAUUUCUUCAUGACAUCAAAAGUUCGUAAAAUUUAAAAUGAUAAAUUCUGCUUGAUUACUACGCGUAACAUGAGGCGUUUAAAGAACCUAGUUUCAUUCACUUUGUUAUAAAUGCACAUCACCAAGUGAAGAAAUAUGUACAUGCAUAAUUACUAUUACUGUAAUUAACAGUAAAUACAUUAAUUCUGCAACAACACUUAUGUAACAUAAGGAGAAAUUAACAGAAAAAUAAAAAAGUCAAGAAUACAUGAAACACUUUCA
Folsomia candida is the source of this 2013-nucleotide messenger RNA. RefSeq lists its product as uncharacterized. Bases 80 to 1510 code for a protein of 476 amino acids. The record is from RefSeq and is a predicted model, not a curated record. The transcript has 3 exons. NCBI's taxonomy places the organism in Eukaryota, Metazoa, Arthropoda, Collembola, Entomobryomorpha, Isotomidae.